Orbicella faveolata is the source of this 2710-nucleotide messenger RNA. RefSeq names its product gamma-tubulin complex component 4-like. Gene Ontology annotation, molecular function: gamma-tubulin binding; microtubule minus-end binding. The record is from RefSeq and is a predicted model, not a curated record. Gene Ontology annotation, biological process: microtubule nucleation; cytoplasmic microtubule organization; meiotic cell cycle. NCBI's taxonomy places the organism in Eukaryota, Metazoa, Cnidaria, Anthozoa, Scleractinia, Merulinidae. Gene Ontology annotation, cellular component: microtubule organizing center; spindle pole; gamma-tubulin complex.
GGACACCACACAUGCGCUAUAUUGAAGAAGAUGGCGGACAUUUCGUUGAUCGUCAUAUCGAUUCGCGAUUUGUUUUUCUGAAGACUUGUAAAAGAUGUUACACGAGCUUCUUUUAGCGUUAUCUGGAUAUUCUGGUGGUGCAUUUGUGCACAAAGAAUUUGCAGGACUUAAGGUUGCCGCUGACUUGCCAUUUAUCCAUGGAAGUGAAGUUGAUCUCCUAAAUAGAAUUUGCAAACUUGGAUCCUACUUCAGAAAGUUUCAGACAUUUUGCAGAAAGUAUUCAGAAGUUUCUCCUGUUAUAAGAGAUAAUGGAACAAUACAACAGGAGCUGUUUGGUUUGUACAUCCAGGCAUUCUGCAUUGGGUUGGAUCAAGUUCUUGAUUCCUACAGGAAAUGUCUGAUUGAUUUAGAAAAACAGAUUCUUGAAGAUCCCUAGGUACCCCUGACUUAUCUUGAACACAGCCUGGAACAGUAUCAAGUUUUGUUUCCUGCACUUUGGACAGUUAUUGAGCAGAUUCAAGCUAGUAAGGCCUCAGGAUGUCAAAUCCUGGACAUUUUGCACCAAAGUUGUAAUUGUGGUAUCCCUGAUGUGAGGGAUGCUUUAGAAAGAAUCCUUUUUGUGUGUCAUGGUGUAAUGUAUAAACAACUCAGUGCCUGGGUCCUCUAUGGAAUUCACAUUGAUAAACACAAUGAGUUCUUUAUCAAGGAGGUCACUGCUGCUGACGACCAGACAGUGAAUACGACAGAUGAUGAUGUGUCAAGUAGCAGCAAUGACCUGGGAAUACCUGGAAUAACAGGAAGGCAGCUAGCAGAAAUAUUGGAAGGUGAAGCAAAGAAGCAAACACCUGCUCAAUGGCAGUUUAGAAUAAAUGCAGAAAUGCUGCCAUCUUAUAUUCCCACAAGAGUGGCUGAUAAGGUUUUGUUUAUUGGUGAAUCAGUUGGAAUGUUUAAAGGAUCCAAGAAAACAAAAAAUUCUGUUUACAGCAGUUCUGUUAUUCAGGAUAAAGAACUUGAGUUCACCAAGUCUUUAUAUUCACUUCAACAACAGCCUAAGUUUAACUUAAUGUUGUUUGAAAAUGAAAUUGACAAGAUCAGGUUGUGUGUUGCUGAGCAUCUUUGGAAGCUUGUUGUUGAGGAGGUGAACCUACUGAAACAUUUACAGAUUUUGAAAGACUUUUUCUUACUGGGAAGAGGAGAACUGUUCUCAGCAUUCAUAGAACAUGCCAGAGGUUUACUUAAACUGCCUCCAUCAGAUAACACCUCUCAUGAUACCAAUGCAGCAUUUCUGCAAGUUCUUAGCAAGUUUCUUCCUGAUGAUGAUGAAGCUGCUUCUAUGUUCACUGUAAUGGUUGAUAAAGAAAUUACUCAACAUGAGAAAAAGAAGAAAGCUACAACAACAGAGCAGUCAGUUGUAGUGGUAUGUGGAUGGGACUGUGUUAAACUUCAGUAUGAUGUCCAGUGGCCAUUACACAUUCUAUUCCACCCUGCUGUGCUAGAAAAAUAUAACAACCUCUUUAGAUUUUUGUUGAAAGUUAAACGGACUCAGCUGGAUCUUCAGCGAGUCUGGGCUGCUUACAUGGGUACUAAACACUUAUCUACUGCUCAACUAUCAAAUAUGACAAAGAUCUGGCUUGCAAGGAUGCAUAUGGCUUUCCUGGUAGAUAAUUUGCAGUAUUACCUCCAGGUGGAUGUACUAGAAGCACAGUACAGUCAGUUGGUGGAGAAGAUCAACAGUACAAGAGACUUUGAAUCAAUCCGUUUGGCACAUGAUCACUUUAUUACUACCAUGAUGGCGCAGUCAUUCUUGCUCAUGAAACCGGUUUCACACUGCCUUGAUGAAAUCCUGAACUUGUGCCAGUCAUUCAGCUCGCUUCUUCUUCAGACAGGCAGCGCUGGCCUAACACACAGAGAACUGACACAGAUUGAGAAUAUUACUAAGACUUACGAAAGACAGACAAUCCUGUUGUUUCAAAUCUUGUCGAGUGUACGGAGUCAUCAAGCAAGUCCUCACCUGGCUCAGCUGCUGCUAAGAAUUGACUUCAAUAAACACUUCUCGUCAUCUUCAUCGUCAUUAUCAACAACUGUUAGUUCUUCAGAAGCCUCUGGUUGAGCGUGACAGUUGAUGAAAUCAGGAAUGCACGUAUGGACAGGACAAGACAUUUCUUACAAACGCGAAAAGAGUGAAAGAAUCUAGAUACUCUAACGACGUUUAGAGUGGCUGGUUGCCAGACUUUGCAGCAGACAUAUCAAUUGUUGGAUUUCCAUUUGUCUCAAGUGCUCUCCAUGGUGUUAUUUAGGGUGGGAAUUGGAAAGGUUAUUUUUGGGAGUUGUUAUUACUGGAGAUUAGAAAUAAGCCCAGAUUAUAGAACGCACUUAACUGGAGAUGAUGUGCACGCUCUGAUUCAAUUAGUUAAUAGCUAUUGACUUUUGUAUUGACAAACUAGGGGAAGAUAUAGAAAAGCAAUGGAUCAUGGAUUUCUUUGUUUUAUAUGGUUCAAAUUUAGCCAUGCGAGAUGCUGGACGAGGAUAAGAAUCUAGAGCGGAAGGAGAGUCAUUUCCAAGCUUUUUCGGUGUUCCUGACUUCCCCAAACGAUAAAAAAUACGAGAUGUAUUGCUCACGAGUAAUAAAAACACUCGCAAAAGCGUUACUAAAGGUAAUGUAAUUAAUUUAAUAUUUUGUAGAAACACGAAAUAAAAGUUUCCAAGUAUA